Messenger RNA from Vicia villosa (hairy vetch), 1062 nucleotides. RefSeq lists its product as uncharacterized. Bases 1 to 1062 code for a protein of 353 amino acids. Lineage: Eukaryota; Viridiplantae; Streptophyta; Magnoliopsida; Fabales; Fabaceae. The transcript is spliced from 2 exons. The record is from RefSeq and is a predicted model, not a curated record.
AUGAGAAAAGCUGAUGCCCUGGUUAUUGAGAAGAAAUGGAAAGAAUUCAAUGCUCUCUUAGCUGUUAUGAUCUAUGGUUCGGUGUUGUUCCCGAAUAUCCCGAAUUUCGUCGAUCUCACUGCCAUUUGCCUCUUUAUGGAUCAAAACCCCGUGCCUACUCUCUUGGCAGAUAAUUAUUAUGCUGUUCAUUCCAGGUAUGGGACGAAGGGAGCCGUUGGAGGCUGUUUACCGUUGUUAUACGAGUGGUUCACUUCACACUUGCCUAAAAGUGGACCGUUUGUCACAACAAGAGACUCACAGAAAUGGCCUCAAAGGAUCAUGGGACUUACGGCGAAUGACAUCGUUUGGUAUCACCUUGGGAAAGGGAUAGAGGAAGUUAUUACUAGAUGUGGUAGUUUUGACAACGUUCCCCUCAUAGGAACGAAGGGAGUUAUUAAUUACAAUCCGAGGCUAGCGCUGCGCCAGCUGGGUUUUGCACUAAAGGACAAGCCAUUAGACAAGGAGAUAUUUGAAUCUGUUUGCUUUAAGAAAGGGGCUGAUCCAGAGGGUCUGGAAAAAGUGAGGAGCGCCUGGAAUAGUAUUCAUACAGAUGACCGAACUUCCUUAGGAGGGAAGAAUGCCGUUGCUAAACAAGCCUACACUGAUUGGGUGAAAGAUAGAGUCAAGGAGCGCCUGUUGCCUUUCCCGAAGGUUAAACCAUUGUAUGAACAACCACCUGAAGUUUUAACUGCCACCGUGCCAGCUGAAGACUAUACCCAAGUACAUGUGGAAAACAUCCGGUUGCGUGAGAAGGGGCAAGAUGCUAAGAUAGAGUGCUUCUUGGUGAAUCAGAAAAGGGCUGAAUUAGCACAUGAGUUGCAGGGACGAAAGGGGUGUAAUUUCUUCAACUGGUACGAUGAAGAAAUGUCGGGUCGUGCUAAGGAGGUGAUUUUGUCACUGAUGAAGAGAAUUGAUGAAGACAAGAAGAAGGACAGUUUGAAGAUGAAACAAGAUGACAAUUUGAAAAAGAAGCUAAGAUUCUGUCAAGGAUUAGUUAUAUUAGUUGUAGUGCUCAUUGUAUGA